Dermochelys coriacea (leatherback sea turtle) is the source of this 5060-nucleotide messenger RNA. RefSeq names its product sarcoglycan gamma (gene SGCG). Lineage: Eukaryota; Metazoa; Chordata; Testudines; Dermochelyidae. Bases 423 to 1319 code for a protein of 298 amino acids. Gene Ontology annotation, cellular component: sarcolemma; sarcoglycan complex. The record is from RefSeq and is a predicted model, not a curated record. Gene Ontology annotation, biological process: cardiac muscle tissue development; heart contraction. The transcript is spliced from 9 exons.
GAGGAGUCUGUCCAGCGGCGCGCGGCUGGGGCCCCGGAGUCGGAGGACGGACGCGGCGGGCCGCGGGGGAGGAGGUAGCCGGGAGUUUCCAUCCCUUCUACUCGGGUCCCCCGAGUGGCGGCGGCGACCCCCUUCCCCACCCCGGCGGCGUCCGCUGCCCGCGCAGCAAGGUGGGGCAGCCGCCGAGUUAGGAGGACGGGGAGGAGACUGGAUGACGGUUCGUGCCUCAGGGCGGGUUCGGCAGCCCCCGCGGCAUGAAGGGGCACCCGGGGACUCUGCCGCCUGCAGCCCCCGCGGAGCCGAGCGGGAGCAGCAGUUCUGACUACUUAAAGGGGGAAAAAUUAUUAGAGACUUGGUGGUGCUUUCAAAAACAUGAUAAAUGAAUCCUGGAUUUCAUGGAGGAAGCACUAGUGCAUUAGAAGAUGGAGCCACCCAUACAGCAGAUGGUACGUGAACAAUACACCACAACAACACAAGGCACCAGCCUAGAGAGGCCGGAGAACCAAUAUGUCUACAACAUUGGCAUUUAUGGCUGGAGAAAGCGUUGCCUCUACCUGUUUGUCCUCCUCCUGCUUAUCGUCCUAGUUGUGAAUUUUGCUUUGACAAUUUGGAUUCUUAAAGUGAUGUGGUUUUCUCCAACUGGGAUGGGACAUUUACUUGUUACAAAAGAAGGACUUCGACUGGAAGGAGAGUCAGAAUUCUUAUUCCCUUUGUAUGCCAAAGAAAUUCACUCUAGAGUGGACUCAUCACUACUUUUACAGUCUAGUCAUAAUGUGACUGUGAAUGCUCGCAAUUCAGAUGGUGAAGUCACAGGCAGAUUAAACGUGGGUCCUAAAAUGGUAGAAGUCCAUGGUCAACAGUUUCAGAUCAACUCCAUAGAUGGCAAGCCACUUUUUACAGUGGAUGAAAAUGAAGUUGUAGUUGGUACAGAUAAACUUCGAAUCACAGGUCCAGAAGGGGUCCUUUUUGAACAUUCUGUAGAGACACCACUCGUCAGAGCAGAGGCUUUUAAACCACUUAGAUUGGAAUCACCAACUCGGUCUUUGAGCAUGGAUGCACCAAAAGGGAUUAAUAUUAAAGCACAAGCUGGCAAUAUUGAAGCUCUCUCUCAGAUGGAUAUCAAAUUGCAUAGCAGUGAUGGAGUGCUUUUGCUUGAUGCUGAAACUGUGCGGCUGCCCAAAUUGCCUGAAGGGACAAGAGGUGGGUCUGAUAGGUCUCAGGAACUCUACGAGAUCUGUGUUUGUCCAGAUGGAAAGCUUUACUUGUCAGCAGCUGGUCGGUAUUCAACUUGCCAGGAAUACAGUCAUGUCUGUCAAUAAAGUACCUAACUAUGCCACAUUUUCUCUGGCUAAUCUCACUGAAUUUUAUAUUGUUUUGUAGCAGAGUUUCCAAGAUUUUAAAAACAAUCACUGUAAUCUGGGAAACAAGUUUGCAUCCAGAAUUCUAGAUUGUAAGGAAAAAAAGCAAAAGAGCACAAUUAAAAUUUUAACUUAAACAGAAGUGUUUGAACUAAACUAAAUGUUCUGGAAAUGACAUUUGGAAGUCAGCCAUAUAGUGAGUUAAAAAAAAUUGAAAGGAUUUAUUUGCACCACUGAACUGUUAUUCAGUCAGUUGAUUAUGUAAUUGUUAAUAUUUCCUAGCUCUGUGAUUUUCUCUUAAUACAUGUAAACAUUUGCAUUAGUUUGUGAAAUUCAGUUUAAGGAAUUACUUGAACUAUUUGAUAAGACAAAAGCAUUGUUUGGUGAAUUCAGGUAGUGCCAGCAAAGAGUCUAUGCAAUUUUGUUCUUGCAAUAACACAAACCACAAAGGCUGUGCUUUUUGUAUGAGUCCCGUGCAAAAUGUGUUUAACUGAUAAAAUCCUUUGUUUCUACUGGCAAAGCGUAUGUAGAUUUGCUUAUUACUGGGAUUCGUGAAAGAAAUCACAAUAAUUAAUGCGAAAUCUCCAAGAUUACUGAUUUAUAACUUUCUUUGUCAUCAAAGUUGUUAACUGUACAAAAGUGAAAUAUGUUCGUAUAUCCCACUCCAACAAUAGGUCCUUGUACUGCAUGGACCAGGAUACUCACUUGAAAACCUUUUUUAGCUUUUACAGUGUGAUUGUAAUUGGAACUGGGAAAUUUGUGCUACUCUUGGCUAUAUGCCAGCUGGAUUAUGAAAAGAAAAGAAAUCUUAAAGAUGGUUCCAGCUUUCUCAAAUACAUGAUGCUAUUUGAUAGGUAGAAAAAGUUCCUCUUCCUGAAGCCCACGAGUCACCUAAAUGCAGACCCCUUACUCUGUGAAGAGCUGUCAAUACUGAACCAUUUGCACCUAUCUGGAUUAGCAGAAUUUGGGACUUAAUGGCCUUAUAGGGUCUUAGGCACAGAGCCUCAAAGGUAUUUAGGUGCCUAACUCCCAUUGAUGUCAACAGGAAUUAGGGAAGAGAUUUCACAAAAAUACUCAAGCACUGAGUCACUGUUUUAGGCACCUAAAUUUUUGGUCCACUGGGAGCCACACAACUCCCACCAAACCCUGUAGGCAUCUAAACUCUCACAGCACCUAAGGUUUCCAGACUGAAAGUUCCAUAGGUGCCUAUGUUUCUGCAUCUGGGCAUGAGCACUGCUGCCUCCAUCUAAGUGUCUGGACACCUAUCUCCCGCCUAUACCCCGGAGCGAUUCAUGAAACAGAGGAUGAUAGAUUUUGAAUGGGAACAGACCUGUUAGGUGCACUUGGUGCAUGCCUACCAGGUCAGGCCCCCAUGUGUGCGAGUGCCUUAUAAUUGUUAGCCCCGCAGUUAGAGCACUCACCUGGGAAGGGGAAACCUAGGUUCAAGUCCCACCAGCCUCUCGUUAAACAGGAGUGUACCACAUCUCAGGCGAGCUCUCUAAGCAGUGGGCUGUGGGAUUCCCUCAGUCUGUCCUGAUGAACCUGUUCCACUUUGGAUAAAUAAUGCAAGAGGAGGAUGCCCACCUCCAGGUGUACGCCCUAACCACUGGAUUACAUAUGCAUUCUCACUCUCUCCGGCCCAAUGACUGGUCCACUGGAGAAUAAAUAUUUAACUAGUCAUUGGGCCAGCAAGAGAGAGUGCCAAGAAAGACUUUGUAGCCCAGGGGUUAGGGCAUCCACAUGGGAGGUGAGAGGCUGGGUACACAACCCCUGUUCUGAUCACUCAUUCAUUAUUCACAGUGGAACAGCUUCAACAGGAGAGACUAAGGAAGCCUCACAUCAUAAACUCAAUGGUGACACACCUCUCUUGAAAUGUGGAAGACUCCUGUUUAAAUCCUUUUUCUCCCUCUGGCAGAGAUGGAAAAAGGCCAGGUGAGUGCUCAAACUACUAGGGUAAAUGUUAUGAGUUGAGCACCCCCUUCUCCUCUGGUUGUUUUGUGUGGAGUGAGGCAGUUGCCUAACUCAGGCCCACAAGAAAUACCGUGGGAACCUAAGCCAUCCAAAUCCUGCUGGCAGAUGCCUGUUUGUGGCUUCCUAAUCAAUCUCUGAGAGCGAGCCAGGGCUUAGCACACACUCCUCCUGCAUUGGCUAGUUUAGGCAGCUCUCUGCUUGGCUUUUGUGGAGUACAUUGUUAGGCCUCUCUCUCCCAUUUCUCUGUAUAGGGAGCUGAAGUGCCUGAUUUGGCUUUGUGGAUUCAGUGGUGUUCCUGGAUUUUCUGAGCACCUUAAAGUUAGGCAUGGUAACACUGAGUGUCAUGGCACCUGAGUCCCUUCAUGGAGCCCAUUCUAGAUGCCGAAAUACCUUUGCAGCUCUGGGCCUUCGCCCUUUUAAUGCUAUUUUUAUUCAUUACUACUUAUUUUGGAGGACCUAUCACUGUAGUACCUUUAUGCUUAGUUACAGCUUCAUGUUAAAUAACUUAAGUUACACAAACCCACUUAUAGGCGGCAUAUCAAAACAACUGUUCUAUUGUUACGGAUUAAGCCCCAACACAAAAUAGGCAUAGCUAGACCAGAUACAGACAUUUUAUAGCACUGCCUGUAAUUUAUUAGUUUGGCAUUGGUGGAAAAACUCAGAAUAAUUAGUCAGAAUUAACUAGUAACGCUACUUGUAUAAAGCAUCAAAGAAAACACAUUUGUGAGGUAGGUGCUUGCCACUGACAAAGCCCAACUGCCCAGGGAGAGUGUUUACAGCUGGACACUGACAGGAAAAGCUUCCUGCUAAUUGUAGCUGGUCAGUGCAGUAAAGGCCCAAGUGCCCUAGAGCAAGUUGGGCUAACUUCUGCAGCAAGAAACAUAGAUACUGCAGAACUCUCCAUGCAAAAGCAUCAAAAAUAUGAAAAUGGAGGUUUUUUUAUUGCAUUAAAAUGACUACUAGAAUAAAAACAGUAUCCCUUGUGUUAAAUUAAUAGUGGACUCAAUUUAUUUUAUGCUAGCUAGUUCUCAUACUGGUAGGCCCCUCCUUCCAUCCUCUUUACUAGAGCGGUUCACCAUCUUUCAUGAAUUUUCCUCACAACAGCCCUGCAAUCUAGGAAAGGGCUAUUAUCCCCAUUUUAUGGAUGAGAAACAGAGGCACAGGGAAACUAGCUAAAAUACCCAAGGUCACACAGGAAGCCUGUGAUGGAGCAAGGAAAUAAAGUCAGGUCUCCUGACACCCAUGCUGGUGCCCUAACCACUGAACCAUCAUUACCUACGGAUGUGUCUAAUAUUUUAAUUUUCAUUGUGCUAUAGAAUUUUGCACUGAAAAUACAUAACUGUAUUGUGGAUGUUGUAAGAGGAAACCUACAGUUUUGACAUGGGCUAGGGGUUAGCUGGUUCUUUUGCCACCUGGGAAGGUACAGGAAGUGGUUGCAGAUCAUCAGAAUGAAGAACAGAAUGAUAAAUCCUAUUGUACCUGACUGUGAUUAGAAUGUUUUCCAAAAGAAUGGGUACUAUGUACAGCAAUUCGUAUCAUGGUAGGAACUUUAUUAAGAUUUUUUGCUGUGAGGUGGAAGACAGAGAAUUGGAAUAUACUGGUAUAAAAAUGCUUAUUAGAAAUUCGCCUCCCUUCCCACAGUCCUUCAGCAUUCUUGUCUGUUUUUAUACAGCCUUAUGCAAAAGGAAACUGCAAAAAUUAACUGACAAAUUGCACUGAAUAAACUUUAUA